Molecule: messenger RNA, 4646 nt
Organism: Pangasianodon hypophthalmus (striped catfish)
Lineage: Eukaryota; Metazoa; Chordata; Actinopteri; Siluriformes; Pangasiidae
Product: protein mono-ADP-ribosyltransferase PARP11-like
Exons: 6
Coding region: 3639-4646 (335 amino acids)
Molecular function (GO): NAD+ poly-ADP-ribosyltransferase activity
Source: RefSeq, a predicted model, not a curated record
AAAUUUUUUAGGCAAGAUUAUCUUGUUGGGUAUGGAGCCAAUUUAACAAACGUGGUGGUAAAAACAGUCAAGAUAUCUAAAACCUUGCUAGCCAAGUGUGAUUUCCUCACACAGGGAAAGUCAGGCUUUGAUCAAGUUGUUCGAUUAGUGAUUAUACACACUUCCCAUCAUCGAUUUAUAAUUCUUUAUGAGAAUUAUUUACAUUUAUGGCAUUUGGCAGACAUCCUUAUCCAGAGUUACUUACAUUUUCUCAUUUAUACAACUGAUGAGGGAUUAUACAAGCAGUUGAAGGUUAAGGACCUUGCUUAAGGGCACAGCAGUGACAGCUUGGCAGUGCUGGGAUUUGAAUUCACAACUUUCCAAUCAGUAGCCCAAUGUUUUAAGCACUGAGCUACCCCUGCCCUUAUCUCUUUAAUAAUUAUUAAUUAUAAUACUAAUUAUAUAAUUAUAAUUCUUACCACUUUAAGCAUUAUAUGUCUUAAAGUGUCACUAAUGGUGUGUUGCUUUUUAACCUAAGUAGAUUAGGUUACAAAUGUAGAGGUAAACGGCCAUUUCCUUGCGGCAGCCUGUUAUCUCAAUAUAAUAUCAAAACGGGUUGAGAUAAUUCCAACUGUGAAUUUAAGGACUCAUGAAAUUGUUUAUAUAUCUCUAAAGAUAGACAUACUUUUCAUGGACAUAUGUAUAAUUAGUAAUAUUAUUUUUAUAUAUUUAAAAAAUAGAAUUUUAAAUGUGAUUUUGUCCCUUUUUUGGCGGUAACAAGACUUUAAAAUGCUGGAACCUUACUUAUGGUUAAAUUAUUGCAAAACAGAAAGAUAUUUCCUUUAAGGAAAGCCUAUAGUUUACACAACUACGUGUUGCAGAAGAUCUGAAAAUUCUCAAAAUCAUGUGAAGGGUUUUCCCAGGCCACCACACAUUUUUGGUUGUCUUGUGAGUACUAACACUGAUGGGCUAUAUUGCUUCAGAUGUGUAGCUUAAAUCUCUGAGUCAAAAUAAUAUUGUCUUGAGUCACAUUAAAUGAGUGUAGCCAAAUAGCUGCUCUAGUUAAGCUCUCUAAUAUCACUGUCAAUUAUCUUUCACCAAGGAAGCCAAAAACCGUGACUAUGAUUUAAAUAUGAUUAUUGUGCAGCUCUGUUUUCCAUGUAAUUUUGUAUAAUUUGUCUAUUUCAUCUACCUCACCAUAAUUCUACCUCAUGCCAUGCAAUUCUGCACAUUUUUAUUAACCUCAUUUAAGGCACAGUCAUACUGUUUUGCAGUAAACAUUAAAAAAAAAAACAUACCACAGUGCAUUUUCAGUAUAGUGCUUUUACAAAUUGCCUGUCUAAUGCAGAGAUAGAUUUUAUUUUACAUUAAUGAAAUCAAGGAAAAUUCUCGAUUGAGAACCUUGACAGAAAGCAAAGGCACAGUGUCAAUGCAUCUCUCAAGCGGAAAAAUCGAGUGGUGAUGAAAGCACCGGCCAAAACAUUACUUAUGUUAAGACGGGGGGAAAGAACAGGCUGUGAGGAGGUGUCAGUUAAAAACACCUGAGAGUUCAAAACACCUACACAAAUCAUUGCAGAUGCAUUUCUCAUGUUCUCAUCUGAUAUUUUAUUGCAGAGUCAGCAUAUUUUAAGUCAGCUCUUCCAGCUUAUUUUUGCAUGAUACCUCAUACCAGCAUAAUUCGAUGUUAAAAUUCUGAACUGCGUGAAGGUCGGCAGGUCUGUUAUAUACUGUUUCCCAAGUCUGCUACUGAAGUCAUCAUGUAAUGCACAUUUUAGUGUUUCCCUGGUUUUCCACAUCGAUUUUAACUGCAUGAAGAUUUUGUUAAUGGGCUGAUGAGUUGAGUCAUGUAUUAGAGCAGAAAAACACUGGUUAAGGUUUUGUGUUAGUGACCAGAAGGAUGUGAGUUCAAAUCCUAGGACUCCUAGAAAGCCUCCGCUGUGCGUCUAAGCAAAAUCUUUAACCCUCAGCUGCUUGGUUCUCUGUUUGGAUUGGCUUCAGCCUCACUCGGUGGUCACUUUGCAUAAAAGGAUUUGCUAAGUGAACAAAAUAGAAAACUUGUGGUAGCGUACCUGGAGAGGUUCUUAAAUGUGGUUACACAGAUAUUACAUAACACAUAAACGCAUGGUGUCUAUAAAUGUAAUAACUGUAUACACUGUAAAGUCUGUUUACUGUACAGUCAACGACAGAAUUAUUGGCACCUUUCCUAGAAAUGUGCAAAAGUAAUUGAUUAAUUAAUAACUUGCAAUUAGUACAUUUUAUUUUUGACAUAAUAUUUGUUUAAACAUGAAGAGUAGUGCAUUUUUUCUGUUUGACACUGGUUUGAAAAUUAUUGGCACCUCUGUGUAUAUAUAUAUAUAUAUAUAUAUAUAUAUAUAUAUAUAUAUAUAUAUAUAUAUAAAACACUAUAUAUAAAAUUACUAAUUUAGUUGGUAAAGCCUCUCCUCAGCCCCCCUCCCUGCAUUCUGAGGUUUGUGCAUGAAUGACCUCUUCAAUUCUGAUUCAGAAAUUUCAAUACAAAACUGGCUACUGUAAAAGCAUGGAUUUUAUAUCCUGCAAUCAUUUAUACACAUUGUUGUAAUCGGAAGCAUGAAUAUAAAUUAAUUAGUUCACAUUUUAACCUUUAUAACAGAUGUAGGACAUUUCUAGGAAAAAGUGUGCACUAUUAGCUGAUAAAAUUUAUUAUACUGAAUAAAGCACUUUUUGACUUCACCGAAUAUACAGUGUUAAAGAUCCAUUUUGACAUUGGAAAAGGGUUUUUCUUUAAAAAUAAAACUUGCUCAUACUGUAAAGACACCCCAAUUCAUUAACCUUAAGCUGAUUCUGGUGACACAGCUUACUGUAUUAGGCCUGCUGAGCUUGAGUUUGUUACCUAUAAACUAAACUGUGAAAUUCUGAAAUUGAUCUUCGGGCUCUUCUUUGCCUCUUUACUCUUAACUGCUUUCUGUCCUAUUACUUGACUAGUGCAAGUCAGCCAUUCUGAAAGCUCUUUGGUUUUUCCUACAGUGAUGGAUGACAAAAGAAUUUUAUGUUUUACAAUUACUCCCCAGAUCAUCAGGACAUUACGGGCAACAAUGAUGUUCAGAGAGGUUGACAGCAAAGUGGGAAAAUAGAAUUGUGUUUGUAACUAUGUUAAAUAUUGUUUAGGGGUGUCAAUAAUUUUGCCAGAAAAAGAAAUAUGUAUGAGGAUGUGAGAGAUUUUUGCUAAAACCGAGUAGUUUUUCCAAGUUUUCAAGGGGAUUUAAAUCACUGUGUGUAAUUUUUUUAUACAAUCAUUUUUCUCUCUUUAAUAAAGGCUGCCAAUAAUUCUGGAGAUAAGUGUAUAUAUUUGUAUAGUAGAGAGAUCUAUUGUCUUAUUUCUAUGUGUGUACGUGUUACAUAUAUAAGCUGCAGACUAUGAACUCUGACUGUAACAAUGUGUUUAUAUAUAGAAAAAUAAUAGUUGUUAAGGGAAACAAUAACAUCUAUUUCAGUGACACGGUUUAGGCUGGAAAACACACAGAAGAUGUCUGCAAUAAAUGUUCCCUCCCAUCAGUGAUGUCACUACAGGAGUGUCUUUUUAUUGCUUUUUCUUUACCUGCGUCACCUGAGCUGGUCUAACUGCAGUAACAGUUUAGAGUGAUACCUCAAUUGUACAGGGAAUUUUUUAUUUAAUUGCCAUCAUGUUUGUUGGUUGGAAAGGAGAGGAUGAUGACACUGAACCUAUGGACACUUCUGACUAUCCUCGCUACUGGUUGUAUCAGGCAGAGUGUGGCAUUUGGCACAGAACUGAGGUAUUGUCUCAUUUCAUUACUAUACCAACACUCUUUCCUACAUGCUUUCAUAAAACAGGUUUUCCUUUACAGGAUGAUCCAGUGAACCCCAUCAGCAGCUCAGAACUGGAAAUGCGUUACAUUAAAAACCCAUGUGGAAUUAUUAACAUCAGCACAGCAGGAGGCAACUUCAAAAUUGAUUUUGGGGAGUACCUGAAGACCAACCUAAGGACAGGACAGACACAAAAAUUAAAACGCUCUUUAUCCACUGAAUCCACUGUUCUCAGAUGCAAAUGUGCAGUCCAGGCUCCAUCUGUACCUGCUCACUGGGAGAGCAUGGACCCUAAAACACCUUUUAAGACUUUUACUGUGAACCGGCAAACAAGAGAGUUUAAGGAAGUGGAGAGAUAUGUGCGAGAAAUUGGUCUACUGCAAGAACCCCUGAAAGCUAUCUACAGAAUACAGAAUUUUGACCUCUGGGAGCUGUACUGCAAGAAAAAAUCCCAGCUGAUGAGGAUAAAAGGUCAGUCAGACAUUGAAGAACGAUGGCUCUUCCAUGGCACAGGCAAACACAAUGUGCAUAAUAUUUGCUUGUACAAUUUUGACUGCAGAAUAUCCGAGUCAAGAAGACAUGGUCACGUCCUCGGCAAAGGUACAUACUUUGCCUUACAUGCAGCGCAUGCAGACAAGUACAGCAAGGCUCAAAGCCAGGAAGUAAACAACACACGAAUAAUAUUCCUUGCACGUGUGAUUGUUGGGAAGUACACAACUGGACAACAAAAUCUCUGCAAACCUGAUGGUGACCAAAUUGAAAAUAUACAUGAUAGCUGUGUUGACAAUACUUUAUAUCCUAGGAUUUUUGUUGUCUUUAAUUCUAACCAGAUAUAUCCUGCGUACGUGCUGGAGUAUGGUGGGUAA